Sphaeroforma arctica JP610 is the source of this 2531-nucleotide messenger RNA. RefSeq names its product acyl-CoA dehydrogenase. The coding region runs from base 195 to 2117 and encodes 640 amino acids. Gene Ontology annotation, molecular function: oxidoreductase activity, acting on the CH-CH group of donors; flavin adenine dinucleotide binding. The transcript has 2 exons. Lineage: Eukaryota; Ichthyosporea; Ichthyophonida. The record is from RefSeq and is a predicted model, not a curated record.
GAUAGUUUGAAUAGGCACAUUGGUAGUUUGGUAUACGCACGCACACAUAUAUAUAUACCUGCGCUUCAGUUGGUAACCUGGCACACCACCGAUCUUAACUACAUCACACUUCCAAACUAGUGGUUGUUACUUGUAUCAACAUAGUAAGUAUUUAGACACGUACCAACAGAGUACAUAUAGAAAUAGCUAACGCGAUGCAAUCGGCAAAGUCUGCUCUGCGUACCCUUGCGGGCGUCGGCGCCCGGGUGUUAAACUCUUCGUCUCGCACACAGGUGCGUGGCUACAGAGCCCCAUUGCGCGACAUGAAGUUUGUGACCAAUGAGGUGUACAACAUACAAGACCACUACUCGAAGUUAAAACACGUUGAUGGCAGUGCUGCAUCCCCGGAUAUGAUUGAUGCUGUUCUAGACGGAUUCGCGAAGUUUGCUGAGAACGAUCUGGCACCGAUGAAUCAGACCGCGGACUCUGAGGGAUGCACGUGGGUAUCUGGUACUGAAACAAAGACGCCCACGGGGUUCAAGGCGGCAUACGACAGCUAUGUCGAGGGUGGUUGGCAGGGUCUUACCUACCCUGAGGAGUAUGGUGGCCAAGGUCUACCCCCAUCUCUGGCUAUUAUCAGUAGUGAACUUGUGGCAACAGCCAAUUGGACGUGGUCGAUGUACCCCGGUCUAUCCAAGGGUGCUAUCAACACCAUCCUGGCACACGGAUCACCCGAGCUCAAAGAGAAGUACCUGCACAAGCUUGUAUCGUCGGAGUGGACUGGGACUAUGUGUCUGACCGAGCCCCACUGUGGGUCAGAUUUGGCACAGGUCAAGACUAAAGCCGUUCCGCAAGGCGAUGGUACCUACAAGAUCACCGGCACUAAAAUCUUUAUUUCAUGCGGGGAUCACGAUCUGACUGAUAACAUUGUGCACUGUGUGCUUGCACGUCUACCUGACGCCCCUGAAGGCACGCGUGGUAUCUCCCUGUUCGCAGUACCCAAGAAGCAUGUCGCAGACGAUGGAACCGUAGGUGACUACAACAACGUCAAGGUGGGUCGUAUUGAGGACAAGAUGGGUUGCCACGGCUCGUCUACCUGCGAGAUCAACUUUGAAGAAGCGGAGGGUGUGCUAAUCGGUACAGAGAACAAAGGUUUGAACCACAUGUUCACCUUCAUCAACACAUCACGUCUAGGAACGGCCCUUCAGGGUGGGUGUGCGGCCGAGCUCUCCUACCAGCUAGCGCUUGACUACGCCAAGGAGCGUCUAGCCAUGCGAUCGCUUUCCGGUAUCAAGAAUCCCGAUGGCCCGGCCGACCCCAUCAUUGUGCAUCCUGAUGUAAGAAAGAACCUGCUGUUUCAGAAGGCUAUCUCUGAGGGAGCGAGGUCUAUGAUCACCGAGUGUUGCUUGCUUUGGGACAAUAUGGCCGACGCCGAGGCUGCCGGUGACACCAAGGCAGCGCGCAAAAUAGACGAUCGCAUGGGUUUCUUGACGCCCAUUCUCAAGGGAUUCCUAACUGAGGUUGGCUGCGAGGCCGCGAACAAGGGUAUUCAAAUCUGGGGUGGUCACGGUUACAUCAAGCAGAACCACAUGGAGCAAGUAUUCCGGGAUGUGCGUAUCUCGGCCGUGUGGGAAGGUACCACGGGUAUCCAGGCUCUCGAUCUUCUAGGCCGAAAGGUGCUACUACAGAAACUCAAGCCCAUUGCCUCGCAUGUAUCCGAGUCACUGAGCUAUCUACGCGGUGCUAUGUUCAGCGCCCAGAGCUCGGAGAUGCGGUCGCACGCAUACACUCUCAUCAAGGCACACGUACGCUGGCAGUACUUGACGACUAGAAUCGCCAUAAAGGCUUCGUCUGACAAGGACUUUGUGGGAGCCGCAAGUGUGGACUAUCUAAUGUACUCGGGGUAUGUGUCUAUGGGACAGCACUGGCUGAAGAUGGAGGAGGCGGCGCUCAAGGCUCUGAAGCGAACGGACCUGACUCAGGCCGAUAAAGACUUUUACAGUUCUAAGGUGGAUACGGCUAGGUACUACUUUGACUAUGUACUGCCCCGUAGUGACUCGUUGGCUACGACGAUGAUGACGCCUACCGAGACGUUCACUAAGAUUACCAAUGACGAGUUCGAUGCUGCAUACAAUUAAAUCUAGUACAUAUAACUAUAUUAAUACUUAAGUUAAAAAAACUCGGGCACGUUUGGCGGAGCAAUGAUGGGACAUCGUCAUGUACAGUUGGUAUACGAACGUACACGAAUGGCUAUAGGCGCCACGUACGUGAAAAGAACUAUAGAACUAAGUAUACUCGCAACAUAUGAACACAUCACCAAUCACAACUAUUGAACUAAAUAUACUCGCAACAGAUGAACACAUCACCAUAUAUAUAUGUAUAUCCAUAUCUGGAAAGACCAUUUGAGAUGAGAAUAGGAGCACAUUUUAUCAUCGUAAGGGAAGGCCGAUCAACAGAACGCUGGAAGUACAAAUACUUUUUAUCUACGUGUAUGGUCUAGAAAAGGAUAUAAAUGGUAUACUCAUAGCACUGUAUGCAUUUAAAGACUGGGG